Fusarium redolens is the source of this 1728-nucleotide messenger RNA. Its product is annotated as adenylosuccinate lyase. Lineage: Eukaryota; Fungi; Ascomycota; Sordariomycetes; Hypocreales; Nectriaceae. The transcript is spliced from 7 exons. Bases 1 to 1308 code for a protein of 435 amino acids. Gene Ontology annotation, cellular component: cytosol. Gene Ontology annotation, molecular function: N6-(1,2-dicarboxyethyl)AMP AMP-lyase (fumarate-forming) activity; (S)-2-(5-amino-1-(5-phospho-D-ribosyl)imidazole-4-carboxamido) succinate lyase (fumarate-forming) activity. Gene Ontology annotation, biological process: 'de novo' AMP biosynthetic process. The record is from RefSeq and is a predicted model, not a curated record.
AUGGCAACUGAUAAGUCGAAUGCCAUGCAGUCUCCAUACGAUGCCUAUCAGACGUCUUUAACGGCGAGAUACUGCAGCCCAGAAAUGGCACGGCUCUUUAGCCAACGCUCUCGCCACUCACAAUGGCGCAGGCUUUGGUUGCUACUUGCUGAGUCUGAGAAAGAGCUUGGCAUCGAAACCAUCACCACAGAAGCCAUCGAGCAGAUGAAGCAACAUCUCGAAGCAACAAGCUGCUUCGUAACUGAUAAUACUGAACUCAUCCUCAUGCGCAAUGCCCUGGACCUUCUACUCCCACGACUAGCCAAUGUUAUCUCAAAUCUAUGCAAGCUUGCCAUGGAAUGGAAAGCAACACCCACGCUUGCAUACACGCAUUUGCAGCCAGCUCAAUUGAUAACAGUUGGCAAGCGAGCAGCUCAAUGGGCUCAAGAUCUUGUUUUCGACCUUGAGAGUAUUGAACAAGUUCGAAAUGGGCUGUUACUACGGGGCGCACAAGGAACUACAGGAACUCAAGCUUCAUCCCUCGAAAUCUUUGGAGGCGAUGGUUCUAAGUGUGACCAGCUCAACGCACUUUUGUGCAAGAAGACCGACUUUCCUGCAUGUUAUGAGGUGUCGACCCAAACAUACACCCGCAAGGUUGACCUGCUUGUCGCCAACGCAAUCUGUGGUCUUGGUGCUACAGCGCAAAAGAUUGCCGGAGAUACCCGCCAUCUCGCCUCGUGGCAGGAAGCGGAAGAGCCUUUCGAAGCUGGGCAGGUCGGAUCAAGCGCUAUGGCGUUCAAGAGGAACCCAAUGCGUUCAGAGAGGAUCUCUAGCCUUGCCCGAGAGCUUGUGUCUAAGCAAGCAACCACUGCAAACACACUCGCAGCACAAUGGAUGGAGCGCUCACUAGAUGACAGCGCUGUUCGCCGAAUUGACUUGCCGGAGAUGUUCCUUCUCGCCGAUGCUAUCAUCGGCAGUCUGGACAAUGUCACUGACGGCAUGGUCAUUUAUCCCCAGGGUGUUUCCAGGCAGGAAGCCCAUGAGCAGAUCCGCGUCUUAUCGCAUCAGGCUGCCCGUGUCGUGAAGCUCGAAGGCAAACCCAAUGACCUCAUAAACAGGAUCAAAGCUGACGAGUUUGUCAAGCCGAUCUGGGCUGAUCUCGAUAGCAUGCUCAAACCUGAGCUUUACAUCGGCCGUAGUGUUGAAAUUGUGGAGCGCUACUGUGGUCCAGAAGGCACAGCAGAGAAAAAGGUCCAGCCAUACGGGUCAGUAUUCGAGAAGUCAUCAACAACGGAGCUUAAUGUCUCAUGCACGAUCAACAGAGGCUGAAUGUCAACUGGCACUAAUGAUACUCACGAUUCUUGAUUCAUCAUUAUAUGAUCCAAACCACUAAUCUUCAGGCGCCGUUUCUACUACUAUGAACCGGAAAUGUAAGUAGUUGAAACAAGAGGAAAUCGCACGAGCCAGUAUGUAAGAUUCCAAUUUCAACCUCAAGUUGGUUUUAACGCAUACACUAUCCGUCCCCGAAUCUCGUUUUGGCGUCAUCUCAGUUGCAGCCAGAUUUGGACGUGCUCCCCUACCUCGUUGUUGUAUAUAUCAAUGGCGCGGCGUAGUGCGUCAGUUUAUAAUAAACUCGGUUCUAUGAUAUGGCUUGAUUUAAAGCAUUCGUGUCUCAACAUGUAGAAAUCAGGGUGGAUGUGUGACGUAUUGUAUGUCUGAACCUCACUCAAACCAUGUCUAGAACACAGC